AGCAGCACGACCGAGACGUGACUAAGCAGGUGGCUAACGACGUGGCGGAGGAGAGCACUAGCAGCUUGACUAACGCUUUCAGUGCCAGUAGUGCUAACCAGCAGCGGCCGGAUACAACUGACGGUGUGCACUAUCCCUUCUACACCGCAGAGUGCACCUAUGUAGAGAGGGGGAAGGUACCCCUGGAAAAGCCUGCUGAAUUGUUCGAGACAAAAACAAAGGUAGAUGACCUGAGUACGAUCAAAUCAUCCAAUGUAAGGUCUGACACGGAUUUCUUUACGAGCACGUGGGAUGAUCAGCCGUUCCCGAUACCGGUGGCAUUUAAUAUUCGUGACUUAUCGCUGGAGCAGUUUAAAAGAAUGAACGAAUUCUUUUCGAGCUCGUCCUCUAUCACCAAUCCAGACUACUUUGACAAGAAAGACACGAAACACUCUGAGGCAGACAGCAAGUCGUGGAAGGAGGGAAACACGGAAUACCGCAGCUCUACGACCAAGAUGGAAAUGUCUUCGUCCACCAUAUCGAGGAAGACCACUGUUGUGAACGGUCCAGGGGACCAGCCACCUCAGCCUUAUCCUGCACAACCUGCGACCACCUCUCGCAGCUCAUCCCAGACCAGAGAGGCCACAUCGUCUUCGCUUUCCACACAAAAGGAGAUCAGAGAAUCCUCGGAACAUGCGCCAGGACCUGUGACACGCCCAGUUGACACGCAUGACGUGCAGAGAGAUACCAGUAAACAAAUGUCGACGACACGAGUACAUGACAUCAGUUCAGAGAUGAGGACUGUUAAAACAGACUUAGACAAGCCUGAUAACAUCUCGCGACCGACCGGUGUGAGUGCCGUCAUUCCCGUUCAGAUUGAGCACCAGCCUGCUGUCGCGCCUCAGGAUAGGACCACCAAGACCGAGAGUAGAUAUGAAAGCAAGUUUACCAGCAUAACCAAAAGUCACGAGGCACCCAGCCCAGCCGACCAUGUUCCAGCGCAGCCGGUAGAGACUGCAAAACCUCCGGCCUCUUGGAAGCCCGUUGAAUAUCCCAGUCCAAACGUUGUCACGGACGCCAGGGACCACACAUCUACGAGCACUAGCACAAAAACGACGUCCGAAACUAAAUCCGAGCCAUCGCCAAUACCCAGGCCGAUCCAGGCGCCGGAAGAAGCGCCUGCUAAGACGGAGAGUAAGCAAACCUUCAUGCGGACAUUCCGUAGCACGGCAACGACCGACGAAAAGCCGGAUGUCCCGACACCGAUCGAAAAACACAAAGCUCUUCCAGCACAAAAGCCCGUCAAGAAAAUUAAACAAAAACCCGUAGAAAAAGUUCCACUACAAUCACCUGAGGAGGUCCCAUGGACAGCUGAGCAUAGAAAGCCCCGACCAAAGAAGCAUGAGGUUAAGCUGCAUGCGCCAGCUAUUCCUGUGACUCAGCCCGUGAGCGAGGUGCCCAUUAUGUCAGCUUCACCCAAACCAUUCACUCCUCUACAGAAACCUGAUGUCCCUGCUGACCAGCGCGACACCAACACAUCUGAGACCACCAAGUGGAGUAUAAGGGAUGUUCAUAAGCCAGUGGUAUUUCAGCCCCUUUCCCCAAAGCCCUCUGAAGUCCUAGAUCUGCCCACCAGUGACACAAUGGAGACUUCGGUGCGUAAGACAACAGCUACAAAGGAGGUCAAAACAGAGUCGGAGACCAAACCCCUAUACCCACCUGCUCCUGUUAUGCCAGACAUUCCUGUGGCUUCCCAAACAGAGCAGCAAAAGCGCAUGGAAGAAAAGUUCUUUAAGAAAGUUGUUGAGCACCAGGAGUCCAAAGAAUUGCCUGAAGUGCCUGCACCUACGCCAGCCCCAGUUUACGACGCUCCUCGUCCGGUCGUUGGCCCACAACCACAGCUGAAGGAAUCUCCUGUCAUCAGUCCCGCGCAGGCUCCGAAAGCGCCCCGGACGGAGCAGCAAAAACGCAUGGAGGAAACGUUCAGAAAGAAAGUGAUCCAGAACCAAGAGUCCAAGGAAUUGCCUGAAGCACCUGUACCUGUGCCAGCCCCGAUUUAUGAAGCACCUCCUCCAGCCGAACAACCAGCACCGCAGCCAAAGGAAUCUCCGGUGGUGCGUGACUUCCGCGAUUCUAAGCACUGGGAGGUCAAAACGUUCCAGACCACAAAGGAAGCUGUUGCGCCAGUUGAAGCAUCCCCAGUCCCCAGUCAGACCGAGCAACAGAAGAAGAUGGAGCAGAAGUUUUUCAAACACCUUCGGGAGACUGAAGAGAGGGUCCCUGAGGCACCAGCUGAGGUGCCUGCUCCGGAACCGACCCCGCCGGAACUGCGUGAUAUUCGAGAAUUUCACUCGCAACAAACUCACCAAACUAAGACAAUCAUAACAAGAACACAGGAGCCUACACCAGUACCUGAGCCAAUUCAGCCCGCGUACGUCGAGCCUGUACAGGCUCCGGAGGGACCUCGGACGAUGAAACAGGAACACAGGAAACAAACUUUCACGAAGGUCACCAGGCACGAGGAAUCUGAGGAACAACCCGAAAAGAUUGAGCCCAAGCCAGCCCCAAUCUACGAUGCACCUCGUCCAUUUGUACGUCCCCCGUCGCAGCCGCAGGAGUCUCCCACGAUCAGGGACUUCCACGAUUCCACGCACAAAGAGUUCAAGACGCACAAAACCACCAAGGAGACUGUCGUACCAGUGGAGGCACCAGUUUCAGUCCCAAGCCAGACUGAGCAGCAGCGAAAGAUGGAGCGUAAGUUUCUGAAACAGCUGCAGGAAACAGAAGACAGAAUUCCUGUUUCGCCCGUGCCGGAGCCAGUUACAAAAGAUGUGCCAGAUGUGCACGAAUAUCAUGCCCAACAAAUUUGUAAAUCUAAGACGAUAACUACAACCACACAAGAACCGAUCCCACUGCCUGAGCCAGUUAAACCUGUGUGGGUCGAGCCUGUGCAGACUCCAAAGGCACCCCAGACGCUGCAGCAAAAACGAAUGGAAGAAAAGUUUGUGAAGAAGGUCAUCGAACACCAAGAGUCUAAAGAACUGCCCGAUAGCGUUGAGCGAACGCCGGCUCCAAUCUACGACACUCCUCGCCCUUCUGCACGUCCACUGCCGCAGCCGAAGGACUCACCUGUGAUCCAAGACUUCCGUGAGUCUGAGCAUCAACAGUUCAAGACGUUUGCAAGUACCAAGGAAACUGUUGCCCCGGCCGAAACACCAGCUCCAGUUCCAAGCCAGACUAUGCAACAGAAAGUUUCGGAGCUCAAGCUUCUGAAACAGGUUCAAGAAAAAGACAGCUUUCCAGACGUGCCUGCCCCAAAACCGGCGCCUGAGCCGUCACCACAAGAACCACAAACCGUCCAUGAAUUGCGCACGCAGCACGUGCAACAGUCCAGGACUAUCACUACAACGACCAUACAGCAACCGACACCAUUGCCUGAGCCAAUGAAGCCUGUAUGGGUCGAGCCUGUGGAGGCUCCGAAAGCGCCUCAGACCGAGCAACAAAAACGCAUGGAAGAAAAGUUCAUGAAGAAAGUCAUCGAGCACCAGGAGUCAAAGGAACUACCCGAAGUGCCUGCACCAAUGCCAGCGCCAUUGUAUGAAGCUCCUCGUCCAGUCGAACGCUCAGCACCCCAACCAAGCGAAUUUCCUGUGGUACAAGAUUUCCAUGAUUUCACACACCGUGAAUUUAAGUCGUACACAACUUCUAAGGAAACUGUGGUGCCGACUGAAGCACCAGCUCCAGUCCCAAGUGCGAUCGAGCAACAGAAGAAGAUGGAGCGCAAGGUUCUAAAGCAGGUCCAGCAGACGGAUGAAAAGGUGUCUGAAACACCGGCUCCGGCUCCCGCUCCGAAACCGGCGCCACCAGAUACGCACGAUGUAAGAGAAUUUCACACUCAGCAAACGCGCCAGCACAAGACGAUCACGACAACAACGCAACCGACACCAUCGCCUGAAGCGGUGAAGCCUGUGGAGGUUCCAAAAGCACCACAGACGGAACAGCGAAAGCGCUUGGAAGAACAGUUCCUAAAGAAGGUCAUCAAGCACCAGGAAUCAAAAGAACUACCUGAAGUACCUGCACCUGUACCAGCCCCAGUUCAUGAAGCUCCUCGCCCUGCCGAGCGUCCGGCACCACAGCCUAAGACGCAGCCGAAGGAGACCUCCAAGGUCGAGUCUCACUUCCAGCACCGAUAUGAAACUAGCACAACCACGCAGCCGACACCGAAGCUGCCCACGGGACCCUCGCCCACACAGCCUGCUAGAGUAAAGCCAGCGGAAGCGCCUCAAAAGCCCCAAACUGAGCAACAAAAGCGCAUGGAGGAGACGUUUAUGAAGAAGGUUACCAAACAACAGGAAUUCACACACGUUCCAAAGCAGCCCGACACGACGUCAGUUCGAGAGGAGAAGGACCAAAAAAGUCGGAUACGAGAACGCGAGAGAAAGCCAUCUCUCCCGGAAAGUGCGUCCGACAUUUCUGAUUCCGAUGCAUCGCUUAGAAUUCGGGAAAUCGAAACCAAGCCAUUGCAGGCGGAUAAGUAUGAAUCUUACACCAGCAAAGUAUUCAUAGGCCCACGAGUACAAGAACCACCUAUCUAUCAUAAGAUCGUUCUUGAAGAGGAUGAAAAGAAAAAGAAAAAGGAAAACAUUUAUGAGACAGUCAUACCUUUCCCUUCUCAUUUCACACCAGGCCCAGUUUCUGAGGCUCCACAGCCCGCGCCGGUGAGGAAACCCUCGCCAUCUUUGGUCGAGACAGUGGUAAAACAUGUGCCAGCUCCUAAACCAGCUAAAAAGAUCUUGCCCAAGACGACACACACAGUUGCUCGUCCUCCUGCGAGUCCUCCAUCUGCACCCAUGUUUACUGAUAAGGUCCCCGAGCCGCGUCACGUUGACACGAAACCAGCUGAGGCACCUAAGCCGGCCGAAGUGAGUAAAACGCCCACAAAAGACAAGGUCCAAUUCACUCCCACAAAAUUUGUGCCAUCCCACGCUGAGCCCACACCAGUACCAGUCCCCGAACAAGAGACCGAGUCCCCACUGACGGGUCUUAAACACGUGGAAAGUCCAAAGACAGCCCGUAAACCAGUCCCGAAGGCGCCGGCGGUGCCCUUCCCAUUCGAAAAUGGGGACGUGCCAAAAACAAAGCCAGUCUCUUUUGCCGUGCCCAGUAUCCCCAAAAAAGAAACGCAAGUCCCAAUCGUUGAAAAAAUACCACGAAAGGUCUUCAGCAAACCGAAGUCGAAGGACAUCCCGAAACCCACCCAGCCCGUCAAGCAUGACAUGCCGUCACCAAAGCCUGCGCAAGUCGGGCCAACUCAGCCGGACUCGAAAGCGUCCUCCGUGCAAAAGUGGGUCACCGAGGUGGAGAGAGCAACAAAGGAUAUCAAGGCCCAAGAAUCACCAGCUCCGAAAGCACCUCAGACAGAGCAGCAAAAACGCAUGGAGGAAAAGUUCAUGAAAAAAGUCAUCGAGCGCCAAGAGUCUAAGGAGCUUCCCGAAGUGCCUGCACCAAAGCCAGUGCCAUUGUAUGAAGCCCCAAGACCAGCUGAACGUCCAGUGCCCCAACCGAAGGAAUCUCCUGCCAUACAUGACUUCCGGGAUUCUAAACAUGAGACAUUCAAGACGUGCACAACAACCAGAGAAACUGCAGUGCCAGUGGAAGCUCCGGCCCCGGUCCCAAGUCAAACUGAACAGCAGAAAGUGAUGGAGCGCAAGUUUCUGAAGCAGGUUCAGGAGACUGAGACGACCCAUGAAGCACCGGCUCCGUUGCCCGCUCCAAAACCGAUGCCUCAGGAGGUGCGCGAUGUUCGGGAACUUCACACCCAGCAGAUACACCAAUCUAAGACGGUCACUACAACGACACAUGAGCAGACACCAUUACCUGAACAGGUGAAGCCUGCGUGGGUCGAACCUGUGCAGGCUCCAAAGGCGCCUCAGACUGAGCAACAAAAACGCAUGGAGGAAAAGUUUAUGACGAAGGUCAUCCAACACCAAGAGUCUAAAGAGCUUCCUGAAGUUCCGGCGCCCAUGCCAGCGCCAUUAUAUGAAGCUCCCCGUCCAGUCCAGCCCCCAGUACCCCAACCAAAGGAAUCGCCUGUGGUACAUGACUUCCGGGAUACCACGCAUCACGAGUUUAAGACGUUCACAACUACCAAGGAAACCGUGGCGCCGACUGAAGCACCAGCUCCAGUCCCAAGCCAUACAGAGCAGCAAAAGAAGAUGGAGCUUAAGUUCCUGAAGAAGGUUCAAGAGACAGAGAAGAUCCCCGAAGGACCGGCCCAGACACCUGCUCCAAAACCAACUCCACGAGAGGUGCACGAUGUGCAGGAAUUCCGCACUCAUCAGACCCAGCAAUCUCAGACAACGACAACAAAGACUCAUGUACCCAGUCCAGUGCCUGAGCCCAUUAAGCCUGUAUGGGUCGAACCCGCGCAGGCUCCAAAAGCACCCCAGACGGAGCAACAGAGACGUCUGGAAGAGAAGUUCAUGAAAAAGGUUAUUGAGCGUCAAGAAUCAAAGGAACUGCCUGAGGUACCCGUACCCAUGUCAGCUCCAGUUUAUGAUUCCCCUCGUCCGGUCGAACGCGCAGUUCCAGCUCCGAAGAUUUCCAAGCCAUUACAUACACGCCCCAAACUUCAGAAGCCUGCGCAGCCCAUACCUGUCAGCGUCCCCAUAGCGGUUCCGACUGAGCCAUUGAUCACGCCGCUCGUGCCUCAGAAGGCUACGUGGCAAGAAUCAAUCCCCAGUAAGCCUUUUCAGCCCGUUACUGCACCGCGCCAGACACCAAGAAAAGACGAAACGGUGCUGAAGAAGUAUGAUGAUAUAGCAAAAACUACCAGGCAAACGACCCGAGAAGAAGAAAAACGCGUGUUUUCGCCAGCGCCGCUGCCAGAUCACCCUGCGCUCCCACAGACCACUGAAAUAACUCAGUCGAAGUUAUUCGCCAGUCGAACUGAAACAGUCCAUGUGCCAGAGGCGCCGAAGUCUCUGCCUGUGCCCAAGAAACCUGCCGCCCCGGUGCCGGAGAAGCCGACUAGCGGAGUGAGGAGCACUCUGGAAAGGAUAGAAAAACAAAUCAAGGAGGAUGUCGUGACGCAGCAGCCUCUACCUGUCAUCACCCAGCCCAUCCAGCCUAAACAAACAGAGCGGACCUCUCAGAAGUUCGAGGGCACGAUGUCAUCGCAAUCUUCAUCCACGUGGCAAACGUCAUCGCACGUCACUGGGCCAGAGGCCAGACCGGCGCCCGCCCCCAUCCUCCCACUCACGCAACCGAAACACGCCGUACGGCAGACUGUGGACGAGUCUAGAAGGCAUGAGCUCACUCAGCAAAAAAUAACAAGCCAGCCGAGACCCUUGGGUGAAGACCACCCAGUCGUGAUUCGACCGCAGUCGGAGGCGCCUCGGCCGCGACAGGAGCGGACGGAGCAGACCGAGACGUCCCGUGUGUUUUCCGAGCAGACCGUGACUUCGAGCGGCAGACCCGACACCGCGCCCGUGACGCGACCAGAGCGCCCACUCCGUCAGGUCCCCAGCAUGCCACACAAAAUGGAGGUGCUGCCGAAGGCGCCGGAGACGCUGCAGCCAUAUGUGGACAGGCACGAGACGUUCAGCAGCUCGCGGACCUCGGAAAAGACUGACACCGGCCACAAGCAGACGGAGACGGCGGAGAAGAAGGGACACGAGGUGCAGCAUUCUGUGACGAAGACGCCGACCUCGCGCGCGACAAGGACGGUCGAGCAAAUGUCGUACCAGACCAUGUCGCAAUCGGUCGAGACAUCGGAAAGAGGUGUGCCGGCCGUGCCUGCUCCAAAAGUCAUAGAAAUGCGGCCUCUGGAGGCUCCCGCCCCUCAACGAACGACAAUCGAGCAGACCAAGUCCUGGCAGGAGAUGGUGGACAAGGUGGAGAAGGCGGCAUCCCUGGAGGACCAGAUUGUAAAGCAGGCCCCUCACAAGCCUGUCGCUACGCCACCAUCUCAGCGUGGCUGGACGACAAUUGAGGAUAAGCAUCAGACUGAGCAGAUCACGAAGAAGCGGUCUCACGGUGAGCAGAUAAUUCCGAUCGAGAUGCCACCGGUGUCAGGCAAGGUUUCACCGCUUCCGUCAAAGUUAUCGCAGGAACAGAAGGAGCAGCUGUCAGAGUCAAGGCACGAGGUCUGGCAGGAUGUUCCCAGCAGUCCGUUUUCCACGCCGUCCGUGUGUCGGGAGACCACUCAGAAGCAGAGCAGUCGGUUCGAAGAGCGCAAGACCGAUUCUAGCCACGUGCUCAAUAGCCGGGAGCGAAUCAUUCCUGUCGCUGGCGCACCUCAGUCCUCAGCUCCAGCUCCAGUUCAUCAGUCGCCACUCCCAGCAUCUAAACGAAAGGAGCAGCAGACGGUGGGACAGAGCUUCAACACGUUCGAGCAGACCAUUCAGCAGCCGUCGUCUGCGCCGCGAGAGACGAUCGUUCCUGUCCAGCUGACGUCGCAAAACUUGCAGAAGCAUACGGAGAGCUUCUCUACGAGGAGUAGCAGUUCCAAGCUUCAGGAGCCGCUGUCAACACCAAGGCAGGACAGCCCAAGCCAACCUGUCGCCCCUCAGGAUAUCCCCUGGCCGGAUGAACAGAUCCAGCGUCCCACCCACGUUCAGCCGCAGCAGGCACCCGCGCCAAAGCCACGAGCGCCCCCUGCACAGCAGAGGACCGAGACGACCUCGCGCGAGGAGCGCUUCCAGAAGUCCACGUCGUCCUCGUCCUCCGGGCCGGAACACGUCAUUCCGGUGGCUGUGGCUCCGCAGGCCGACAGGGCUCACGCUGGCAAGCAGAGUCAGACAGUUUCGCGCCAGUCACUGUUUGAGAAGUCUGUGACUUCUUCCGAAGACGAGCACGUGAUCCCGGCGGCUGUUUCCCCAGCAUUCGCGCCACGUCAGAACGCUACGCAAAGUGAGACCCGACAAUCCCAUUUCGAGAGGUCCGUGACCUCUGGCCGGGAGCAUGUAGUCCCGAUGGCCAUCGUGCCAUCGGCUGCAUCCCCGCACCCUGGGGAGCAGACGCAAAUGACCUCUCGCCAGUCCCUCAUUGACAAGUCCACUUCGUCCUCCGGGCAGGAGCACGUGGUUCCCACGGCCCUGGCAACGCCCACCGCUGCCGCGCCCUACGCCGACAGACAGGAGACCUCGUCCCACAGCAAGUCGCGCCAGUCUGCUGGCAACCAAGUCACGGAGACCGAGACUUCCGAACGCUCGUCGUACUCAGUCCAUCACAGUGGGUCAGUUCCGGUGACGUCACAGGGGCGGCCGGGCGUCACGCAGCGCUCCACGGAGACGCGCCAAGAGAUGCACCAGUCUAAGUCGGAGCACACCGGCAGUCAGCAGCAGCAGGCCGCGCCUCCGCGCCAGGUGCCCGCGAAGACGACGAGCGAGAAGCGCCAGGUCAUGUACGAAACCAAGACUGAGAGCGCCAGCAACAAGUGGGGCUCACAGCCUGGCACGCCAGGCUGUUCGGACGCGGGCAGCGACCGUCGUAGCCUGGCCGACUCGGUCAAGUCUUGGGGCUCGAACAAGGAGACGACGGAAACUAACAGGAGGGAGAGCACAGAGACGGGCCGAGGUCAGGUCACCAAAUGGGGUGCCGGGCUGUUCGACGGUGGUCGCGAUAUGGUGAGCACAGCACCGCGCAAAGAAAAAAGCUUCGUCGAGCAGUGGGACAAGGACGGCAAAAAUGAGCGCUAUCAGUCCAUGGGAUACACCAGCGGAAGCGACUUUGAGCAGUUCGAAGAAAAUGGUCGUUCCGUGCAGAAAGCAAAGGAGGGUAAGGAGGCCAAGAAAACUGAUAAGAAGAAAGAGUUUUCCGAAACGGAGGAGAUGCGGCCGGACGGCAAGUACAGAAUCCAGAAGACCGUAGAGACCAGAACCGAGGAAGAGAUGACGCAGAGCAAACAGAGCGAGACAACGAGAGAAACACUGCCAGAGAUUUGUCGCUGAAUUGUGGUUUACGUCAGGACAGUCUAGUCAUACACUUGAGCUAUUGGGAACGUUUGAAGUGAUGCCAACUGAUACAUUCAGAUGCCUGGUUAUAUUUUAAGGGUGUAUGGUCCUAGUUUGUUCUGUCUUUCCAUUCACCGGACAUUACGUCUGCAUUGCGGCUACACUGAUUUACCGCAAAGCAUGUAGUUUUUACCGAAUAUUUUUUUUUCCAAAUCAUAAACAUCACACCCGUAACUCCUCUUCCCCUUUAUGCUGUCCACAAUGCUUUUAGCUUUGGCUACAUCCUUUUUGCAUUUGCAUUUAUCUGCGCGUUUUGUCUAGCUGAUCUCCUGUGCAGUAAAUUCGAGCGCUUCUAGUGGCGCUUGCAAAUUAAUACUCACGCCGUAUAGAAGUUUUUAGCGGCCUGUGAACGUGGGUAGAUCGCUGGGCGCACUGCCUUCUGUAAGCGAUAGCGCGUCAGGCCUGGCACGGCUCGGUUUGGCUCGAGUUCGCCUGCACAUGGAUGGCGGUGUGAGGGACGCCGGUCUGGUUCAGAUCGAUGGACCGAGUUCUGGCGAUUUGUACCGCGGUACACGCCCUGUGGAAUGUUCACUCAGACUAUUGCAAUAAAGUUGUGGCGCGCACCGUUUGUGUUGCGUAGGCGAGGCCGAAAACUGAAGAGACAACGCGAGCAUGACGGAGAGACGAAUCGAUGAGCGGGUAAUGAAAACAAUGUCAUCAAAAAACAUAAGUCAACUUGUUUCUCCAAGUUUGUAGUUACGCUCUCAAUGUACAAAUCUUGUAAAUCAAAUGGCCCAGCCUCUGGCAGGAUUCUCCCCGAUAGCAGAAUUACUUUACCGCCGGCAACAUGGCCCUCAGCGGCGCAAA
Molecule: messenger RNA, 10802 nt
Organism: Pollicipes pollicipes
Lineage: Eukaryota; Metazoa; Arthropoda; Thecostraca; Pollicipedomorpha; Pollicipedidae
Product: titin
Exons: 1
Coding region: 360-9932 (3190 amino acids)
Source: RefSeq, a predicted model, not a curated record